Molecule: messenger RNA, 3717 nt
Organism: Rhopalosiphum padi (bird cherry-oat aphid)
Lineage: Eukaryota; Metazoa; Arthropoda; Insecta; Hemiptera; Aphididae
Gene: Atf6
Product: cyclic AMP-dependent transcription factor ATF-6 alpha
Exons: 14
Coding region: 454-2304 (616 amino acids)
Biological process (GO): regulation of transcription by RNA polymerase II; endoplasmic reticulum unfolded protein response
Cellular component (GO): nucleus
Molecular function (GO): DNA-binding transcription factor activity, RNA polymerase II-specific; RNA polymerase II cis-regulatory region sequence-specific DNA binding
Source: RefSeq, a predicted model, not a curated record
CUCACUGCUCACUGUUCAGCCAAGUCAAUCUUAAUAUUACUUUAGUUUACAGACUAUGUAUUGACAAAUGACAACUAUCCAAUUGUCAUAUCUACUUAUGACUUAUCUACAAAUUUUACAUUUGACGGAAUCCACGGAAAUAGUUUUCUACAUUUCAUACUCGACGAAUACGUGUUUGGCGCCUACGUAAUUGGAAAUAUGGAAUCAAAUAAACAUUAAAACAAUAGAUUGUAGUAUUGUAUACCUAUUUAAUUAUUACGUCACGUCUACAACACCGUAUCAACGAUCAAGGUUAUUACUUAUCCAUACUUAGUCAUUUGUUUUAAUUUAAUACAGAUACAGGAUGUACGUAUAUGGUAAAUAUAUAUAGGCACUAAAUGAGUAACCAAGUUUGGACAGAAUACCGAUGGAAACACAAUAUGAUUCAAAACAACAUAAUUGACUGGUAAAUGAAUGAUGGAUGUACUAGUUGAACCUAAGGAUAAACUCUUUGAGUUUGAUGAGCUUAAAAUGGAACCAUUGUCACCUUGUUUUGGUGAUGAUAUAAAAUUUAAUACUGGAAUUAGUGAUCUAGAUACCGAUUAUAUGAUGCAAUGGAACAUUGAAUCAUGUUUAGAAAAUGGUAUUGAUUUGGAAAACAAUUCAUUCAAAUCAUCACCUCCAUCAUCUCCUUCUUCUAAUGGGUCAAUGCCAAGUGGUGAUUCACAAUCAUCAUUUGAUUCAAACCAAAUAUUACCAAGAAUAUUAUCACCAAAUAUGAGUAAUGAAAAUACAAUAAUUUGUGAUACUAAUACAGUAUUUGCUAUAAAAUCUACAAAUGGAAGUAAAACAUUACCAAAACUGAAAAUAUCUCCAACUCCAAUUAAACCAAAUUUCAAUGCAGCUACUAGAACUAAUAACAAUUUCAAUGUUUCUUCAAUGCUGACUGAUCAAACUAAUCAAUCUCCAGUUACAAUUUCAAAAUCAUUUGCAUCAACUCUUCCACGAAAGAUUAUACUAACUCCAGAUCAAUUUUCAAAAAUAACUAAAUUGCAAAAACAAAAACAAAUUGAUUUGAAUAUACCAACUGCAAUACCAUUAGUAUCAAGUACAUCAGAAGUUAAUACUCAAUUGACAUUGCCAAUAGUUGAUAUUGAUUCAGCAAAGUCUAAAAAUUCUACUACCACUUUACAAUAUAAUCAAUUAAGUGCAAUAAAACGACAUCAACGUAUGAUACGAAAUCGAGAAGCAGCAAGCUUAUCUCGUAAAAAGAAAAAGGAAUACGUAACAUCAUUAGAAGAAAAAAUAUGUAUAUUGGAAAAAGAAAAUCUGGAAUUGAAAAUUGAAAAUUCAGCAUUAAAAGAACGGCUUAAAAUUUUCGACAAAUUAUCUUCAAUAACAGAUAGACCUAUUAUCAAAAAAGCCAAAAAAGCUACAGCUAUAUUAUCAGUAGUUUUAAUGAUUUCUUUAAAUGUUGUACCUUCAGGGCUUUUCAAUGUAAGGCAAUUCGAUAAAUCACAAAUGCAAAUGAAUCUUGGUGAAAAUUACAAUACAAAAAAUAUUGAAAACAUAAACUUUCAUAGCAGAAAUCUAUUAUGGGUCAAUGAUUUUGAAGACAGUAAUUCGUCGUUGAAUGCUACUGAACAUUUGAUGUGUCCAACAUUUAUAAAUGUAUCUGAAUCAAAAAGAAUUGAUAGUGAACUUCGAAAAUGGAUAGAACCAAAGAAUUUGAAGUUGUUGAAUGAUAAUUUAUCAAUGGUUUAUGUUGAACCUCCAAUUAUAAGUACAACUAUUGAACAUUCCAAAGAUAAUGAAUCCAUCGGAAACAAAGACAAAAAAAUGGAAAGAACACACAAAAGGAAUUUUAAAAAAAGAAAGCAUAUUCCAUCUAACAACGAUUUCAUAGAAAUAUUUGGUCAGUUGAAGUUAGAUAGUAAAGAAAGUUUAUUUGAUUCCAUUGAAAGGCAAGAUGAUACAUUCUAUGUUGUAUCUUUUUCUGGUGAUCAUUUAUUAUUACCAGCUAGUCAUAAUGCCUCUAAUACUACCCUUCGACCAAAAAUGUCACUUGUUUUUCCAACUCUAUCAUCAAAUGGUUCUGAUUUUGUCACUAUGAUUCAAAUUGAUUGUGCAGUAACUGAUACAAAAACAUUACAUAUUCGAGAUACUCACUUAAGACAUAAUAAUGAGUUUAAAAAUAAUGUUUCUUCAAACUUAAAGCAGCACAAUGGUCAUAGAAACAAUAUAGCACACAAGCCCUAUUUCGUACGACAAAGUUAUUCUGGUUCAAUGUUUAGCAAAAUGAAUCAUGAACUUCCAAGUUACUAAUAUUACAUGUAUUUUAAAAUCAGAAAUCAUAUCUCAAUCAUUUUCUCUUGUAGUUUAAUGCAAUUUUUUCUUUAAAAGCUUGGGUAUACUAUAAUAUACUAAUAAUAUGAAUUGUCAUGUUUACUAAUUCCUACAAAAAGUAGCAUUCAAUUGAAAAGUUAAACUACUGAUAUAUGAUCUAAUCAAUUAAUUUUUAGUACCAUAUUCAUAAUUUAGCAUAUUGUAUAUGCAGUAAAAUAAAAAAAUUAAAUUUUUAGUAUGUAUAUUUAAAUUUAAUAUUAUAAUAGGCUUUUUUGUUGAUAUUUUUCAAACUUUUUUUUGUAUAUAUAAUUCAUUAUUUAGAGUUUUAUUAUAGUAAUAUAGCCGAGUUAUAAUAACUUCAUUUUUUUUUAAUUUAUUAGAAAUUUUAAUUUAAAUCAAUGUUUUAAUUGGUUUAUCUUAAAGUUAUUACUUUCAAAUAUCAUAGUCAAAGUCUUCUGAAUGUUUUAUAUUUAUUGUAUUGUAUUGUAAUCUGGAUUGUCUAGAUUGUUAAUUCAUAAAAAUAAUAAUAUUAGAACUUCAAAUUUUGUAGAUUUUUUAGUAGUCUAAACUUUAUUCAAAAUGUGGUAUAUAUGUAAUGAUUAUUGCUUUCAUACUUUUUCAUACUCUCAGUCCCUUCCUACCAGUAUUUUAAAAGAAACUGUAAUAAAUAUGUAUCCAUAAUAAAUGUCCUUUUAUUAAAUCUAUGAACCUUAUCAAUUUUAAUUAUAUCAUUAAAAUAUAGAUUUAAUAUAUUUAUAUUUAUUUAUAUUACUGUAUUAUUAUAUAGCUUAGACAAUAAUAAUAAUAAACUAAUGACUGUUGAUGAAAGUUAUUAUUUUACAUUUGAAUCAUUUAAUGUAGAUAAUCUACAUGGAUUUAUGGUUUUAUAUUUGACAUAUUGACUAUUAUCAUUGUAAAAUGCUAUUAUUUAUUUUGAUUUUAUAGUAUACUAUUCCAAAAAUAAAAUGUAUUAGAAAAUAUUAAAUUUUAGAUUGGUUUGUAAUUUUAUAAUAAUCUUAAGUUGUUUAAAUUUUUUUAUAAACAAGCAAUAAUUUACUAUGAAUUAAUUUAACAGUAUUUUUAACUCAUUUUUAUAAAUAUUUUAUGAUCAAAAUAAUAUAGAGAUAUUCAAGGUUGUGUGUUAUUUAGAUUUGUUUAUUUUAUAUUUUAAUUUAUGUUAAAAAAAAAUUGUUUAUGUAUUUCUGUAAUAGUUCCUUAAAAAAAUGUGGUCGAUUUUUUAUUUGUUUUGGUUUAAGUAAGAUUCAACUAUAUUUAUUUAUGUAUUAUUAUAAUUUAUUUUCCUUUUUAAAUUUUAUAAAAUAGGUAGUGUAUUAUAAGAGUGAUUUUUGUUUUGUAUGUAUUUUAAGCUAAUAAAUGAAACAUAUUUAUAAA